AUGGCGGAUUUGCCUCAAUUUAGAGUAACCGAGGUGAAGGCGUUCUCCAGAGUCGCUGUCGAUUUCGCUGGACCGAUUUAUACCACCAUUAGUCGCACCAGAGGAGCGCGGUUUGUCAAAUCCUAUAUUUGUGUCUUUGUGUGUACGUCUACCAAAGCGAUACAUUUAGAACUAGUUUCAGAUCUAUCUACUGAAGCAUUUAUAGCGGCUCUACGACGAUUUACCUCCAGAAGAGGUCGAUGUACGUUAAUCUUAUCAGAUCAGGGAACUAAUUUUGUGGGCGCCUACAACAAAUUACGAGAGAUGGCUGAGGUUUCCGGUCAAAAAUUGGAACUCACAUGGCAAUUUCAUCCUCCAGGGGCUCCCCAUUUUAAUGGGUUGGCUGAGGCUGGAGUAAGAUCUGUUAAAUCCCAUUUGAUUAAAGUUAUUGGAGAUCAAAAACUAACGUUUGAGGAAGUGUAUACCAUCCUGACGCAAAUCGAAGCUGUAUUGAAUUCGAGGCCGCUUUCCGCAAUGACUGAAGAUCCCAAUGAUCUUCAACCACUAACUCCAGCACAUUUCUUGUGUUUGGAACCCCUUAAUGCUUCUGUUGUAGAUCCUGACGUCACUCAAGUACCGAUCAACCGUUUGGAUCGCUGGAAACUGAUACAGAAGAUGGUACAAGAUUUUUGGAAAAGGUGGCACGUUGAAUAUUUGUACUCACUUCAACAAAGAGGAAAAUGGAACGCUUCGUCUCCAACACCGUCUAUUGGUGAUCUGGUACUCAUUCGAAAUGAACAGCGACCCCCACUUCAAUGGGAAACAGGGAGAAUUGAAGAGGUUCAUCCCGGAAUUGAUGGUGUUAUCCGAGUCAUCACCAUUAAAACCAAAAAUAGGAGGUUAACUCGUCCAACCACGAAGAUUAGUACAUUACCGAUUUAA
Molecule: messenger RNA, 921 nt
Organism: Onthophagus taurus
Lineage: Eukaryota; Metazoa; Arthropoda; Insecta; Coleoptera; Scarabaeidae
Biological process (GO): DNA integration
Molecular function (GO): nucleic acid binding
Source: RefSeq, a predicted model, not a curated record